This is a messenger RNA of Trichoderma harzianum CBS 226.95, 435 nucleotides long. RefSeq lists its product as hypothetical. The transcript has 2 exons. Gene Ontology annotation, cellular component: cytoplasm. The record is from RefSeq and is a predicted model, not a curated record. Bases 1 to 435 code for a protein of 144 amino acids. Gene Ontology annotation, molecular function: glutathione transferase activity; glutathione binding. NCBI's taxonomy places the organism in Eukaryota, Fungi, Ascomycota, Sordariomycetes, Hypocreales, Hypocreaceae.
AUGUCUCAGAUUACUCUCUUCACUGAUUCUAGGGUGCCUUGCCCACAGCGCCUGCUCCUUACUAUCCACGAACUUGGACUCCAGAUCAAGGAUAUCAGAGAGGUUGAUAUUUCCAAGUUUGAACAUAAGCGUCCAGAAAUUUUGGAACUCAAUCCUUUCGGCGCUGUGCCAUUUAUCCGGGACGAAACAUACGAUCCUCCAUUGAUGCUGACCGAAUCACGCGCUAUUGCAAGAUAUCUAGCGCAAGCGUACGGUAGCAGUGAUGCGUCUGCUUCACUGCUCCCUGAUCCAACAAACGUUGUUGCAGUUGCCAAGUUCGAAGAGGCAGCGUCAAUUGAACUUGCAUCCUUCGAUGCCUGCGCAAAUCAACUAGUAUUUGAAGAGCUGUUUAAGCCGUAUGUUCUUUCUGAACACCCCACACUACCGAUUCAAUAG